Molecule: messenger RNA, 6499 nt
Organism: Thunnus maccoyii (southern bluefin tuna)
Lineage: Eukaryota; Metazoa; Chordata; Actinopteri; Scombriformes; Scombridae
Gene: rxrba
Product: retinoid x receptor, beta a
Exons: 13
Coding region: 353-1765 (470 amino acids)
Biological process (GO): cell differentiation; anatomical structure development; retinoic acid receptor signaling pathway
Cellular component (GO): RNA polymerase II transcription regulator complex; nucleus
Molecular function (GO): nuclear receptor activity; zinc ion binding; nuclear steroid receptor activity
Source: RefSeq, a predicted model, not a curated record
UCCCCUGCCCGAAGAAGCUAGUCUGUAGUGUCUGGUGCUGAUUCGGGGCCAAUGUGUAACUGUAAAAGAGAGCACUAAGCCAAAUCCUCCACCAUCAUCAUGUUUUCAUCCUUGCAGGGGGAGGGAGGGUUGACUACGAGGCAAAGUGGGGGGAGAGACAGACACACACGGGGCCUAGUCGCCACAUCUUUUCAUGCGAAGAAGCUGUGCCGCUAAAACACCCGUUUUUGGUUUCCCAAAACAACUCCGGCCCGGGCCUCAGUCCGCGGUCUAGAGUUUGAUAGCGGGCUGUUUGAGACUGAAGCACGUCGGUGUGUAGCAGCCAGCCAGUCUCCGUGCCCCUACCACCAUCAUGGGAGACAGUAGAGAUUCCCGCAGCCCAGACAGCUCGUCUGUGUCCUCCCCUCCGUCAGGCCAGCGCUCACCCCCACUGGUUCCCUCAGCUGCAGCUUCCAUGACCUCCCUGCCUCCCAUCACCUCCGCCGGGGUCAACAGCCCCAUCAGUAGCAUCGGUUCCCCUUUCUCCGUCAUCAGCUCUUCGCUGGGCUCACCCUGUCUACCCGGCACGCCGUCAGUAGGCUACGGCCCCAUUAGCAGUCCGCAGAUCAACUCGACAGUGUCCAUGUCAGGGCUCCAUGCAGUGAGCAGCUCAGAUGAUGUGAAACCUCCGCUGGGCUUGAAGCAGCUGUCGUCCCACAGCCCAGGGCCGAUGCUUUCCCAGAAACGCCUUUGUUCCAUCUGCGGAGACAGAUCCUCUGGUAAGCACUAUGGUGUCUACAGCUGCGAGGGCUGUAAAGGUUUCUUCAAGCGGACAGUGCGUAAAGACCUGACCUACACCUGUCGGGACAAUAAAGACUGUAUGGUGGAUAAAAGACAAAGGAACCGCUGCCAGUACUGCCGCUACCAGAAGUGCCUGGCCAUGGGCAUGAAGAGAGAAGUGGCCAAGAUGAACGACAGAUCUGUUCAAGAGGAGCGGCAGAGGAACAAGGAACGGGAGGGCGAAGUGGAGUCGACCAGCGUGGUGAACGAGGAGAUGCCCGUGGAGAAGAUUUUGGAGGCUGAGAUGGCUGUAGAGCAGAAGACGGAACUUCAUGCAGAUGGAAGUUCAGGAGGCAGCUCUCCCAACGAUCCUGUUACAAACAUCUGUCAGGCAGCAGAUAAGCAGCUCUUCACCCUGGUGGAGUGGGCCAAGAGGAUCCCUCACUUCUCUGAGCUGCCUCUGGACGACCAGGUCAUCUUGCUACGUGCAGGUUGGAAUGAACUCCUGAUUGCAUCGUUCUCCCAUCGCUCCAUCUCAGUGAAGGAUGGGAUUUUACUGGCCACCGGCCUGCACGUCCACAGGAACAGUGCUCACAGUGCAGGUGUUGGAGCCAUCUUUGACAGGGCGCACAAUGCCGAGGUUGGGGCCAUAUUUGACAGGGUUUUGACAGAGCUCGUGAGCAAGAUGAGAGACAUGCAAAUGGAUAAGACGGAGCUGGGCUGCCUUCGAGCCAUUAUCCUCUUCAACCCAGAUGCCAAGGGUUUGUCCAACCCCAGCGAGGUGGAGCUCCUGAGAGAGAGGGUGUACGCGUCUCUCGAGACUUACUGCAAACAGAAAUACCCCGACCAGCAGGGCAGGUUUGCAAAGCUCCUCCUCCGGCUCCCAGCACUGCGCUCCAUCGGUCUAAAGUGCCUGGAGCACCUGUUCUUCUUUAAACUGAUCGGUGACACGCCCAUCGACACCUUCCUGAUGGAGAUGCUGGAGGCGCCUCACCAGCUCACCUAAAGGAGCCAGGUUCAGUCCGGUCAGGAUCCGAUGCACACCAGGAUUACCUACAGCCUGCCCCGUGUUGGGUCGUUGGCUCUUGCCAUUGGGCUUCACUUAACUGCAGCACCUGCUGGUUUUAAUGUACCAGCUCUCACACUUAUACACACACAUAUACUGUAGACCUACACACACACACACAUAUGUUCUCAGUCACCGGCGAAUUCUCCGCACACACACACUGUUACAUGCAGAUGCUAAUUUGCAUCAAUGAAUCAACAUGCAACGUAAAUAUUACACAGAUGAUAUGGCUCUGAAUGAACAGGAUGCUAACACACACACACACACACACACACACACACACACACACACACACAUACACACACACAUACAUUUUCACCCUCUUUUCCCAUACUCAGUUUUCCCCCAUAGGGGUUAAGACUCAAGGAAUAUAUCCCCUUUUUAUCACAAAAUUACAGCUAAUGUCUUAAUUUUAAGUUAGCCUUCAGUUUUCACAUCUUCAUCUCACAGUGGGUUUUUGCUUCUGCAUAACUGGUGUACUCCCCCUGUUUUUACUUGGUUACACUGCUAGCUGCACCUCUGUAUAUUGUAUCCAUCACUAGUCGGUUAGUUAUCCAUGUAUGGUUUUAGCUUAAAAUCAGGUGCGUAGCAUUUCAAUCAACUGUCCACCAUCAAACAAAUUAACUUCUUAUUGGUCAGGAGGAGUCCUAUAACGGACAGGCAGACACACACCCUCCCAGUGAGUUCAUCCAAUCUUGUUAACCUUAAAAUAUUUUAUGCUUUUUUUUUUUUUUUUUUUUUUUUUGAAUAUUCAUGCUGAAACUUGUUUGAGUUUCUAUCUUGAAGUACUGUACUCAUGAAAUGAGAGCUUUUUCCAAGGCAUUGUAAUCCAGGAAAAGGGGGCUGGGAGCACUUUGUUGAACAGAUAAACUUUGUCCUUCCCACCCUGAUGCGCACAGUGGGCUUUGUAAGACAAGAAGAAUGACUUGAAUUAUAAUUUUUUUUUUUUUGUUUGUUUUGAUUUUUAUCCUUUUCUCUACUUUGGCAGUUGGUUGGCAUUUUGAACAGUUUGAGGCUCACAGGAAGUACAGCUUCAUGCAAGACAAAAUAGUAUUUGUUUCUCUUUUAUCUCCCGUUCCUCUAAAUCCUCCCUUUCCUGGUGGUCAUUUAUGCACUUUUGUGAGUUGUAACUGUGUAAAUGUUCCUGUUUUCUCAAAAUGACCAUCUAUUCUCAGACACCUAAGAUGACCUUGAAGGUACUAUGUGUAGGGUUUUCUCAUUAUUGCAUCAAUUUCAAAUCAGAUGAGAUGAUUUGUUAUAGACCUUGCAAAAUAAUAUGUUACUUCCUGUACAGUUGAUAACCAGGUUUGGGAAUUAACACUAGUUAACCAAUCAAAUGGUUGGAAAAUUUUGGCCGGCAGCAGGUAUAUCGACCUGUCCAGUCCAGCUGAUAGUCUACUAUUAUUGAUAGGUAGCUCUUUAUUCCAAAAAUCUACUUUGUAUCAACUGUCUAUUGGCCACAGAAGAGGAAAAUAACGCUGUGUUGCACUGGCCAACCUGUAUCUGUGUUGUGUGGCCAUACUGGUCAGGGAAAUCAUCGAGUAAAUAAAUUAGUCUAGGCUUGACCCUUCUUCGCCGCAGCUAUGGAAGUGUCCUUGUUCAAGAUACUGAAUGAACCAGUUUCUGAGGCAUUGCUUUGUAUUCAAGAUGCUGCACUUUGCCCUCUUUGUCAAACAAAGUGCAAAAAGCUGAAUUUUUUUUUUUGUGCAACACAAAAAAAAAACAACAGCAGAGAUGGUAAAUAUAAAGAUUAGAAAUGAUCCUACAGUGGCAAUAAUGCAACAUUUCAUUUCACCUAGUAGUCAGUCGGUGAUACUUUUUUAGCCCGUCGCUCACGGGAUGGAUCGCCGACUGUUGAUAUCGAUUCUUGAAACAAAGCACCGGUGUUUGAAUCGCAAAGGACAUUUUGUGUGCCAUGUUACUGUAAUGCAAUAAUGAAAUGAAUUAGUUCUAUUUAAUGGAAAUCCUACACUUACUACCUGCAGCUUUGAAAACUUUAUUCAGCGUGUAUCGGCUCAAUGCUUUGCGACUUUUGUACAGUAGAUGUAAAUAAUAGAAGAAGAAGAAGAAGAAGAAGAAAAAAAAAUCACACAGGAGUCAUGCAGAAACAAAGGCCUGUUCACACUCACGUGAAUGUGAAAUACGUGGCUCUGACAAAUUUAAAAGCUCUAUUUUUUUGCUGUCAAAUCAACAUUAGACUCGCCUCCCAUAUAUUGACGUCACCAUGAAAAUUAUUAUUAUUAUUAUUAUUAUUAUCGAGCCCAGGGCCAAAACCACACCUCACUGCUGCUUUUGCACCAACUUCUGCCAAUGUUUCCUGAUGUUCUUGGUAAUUGAUUGGCUGGAUUUUCAUCGACAAUGGCACUUGACAUUUACUGUGAUUGAAAAUUUGCGGGCAACUGAAUCUGAGCGUUGCAUUGAGAAGUCUAAUGCAGCUACCACAUGUUCAGGAUAUAUAAACUAUGAAUUAAACCGUCUACGCACGCUCCAAGUCGAGCAAUACUGGGGUACACAUUAAGACUUAUUACCGUUUUUUUUUUUUUGUUAGUAAAGUAUUUAAAGGAGUGUUGAAGUUCAGAGGUAUAUUUAGCCUUCUUAUUAGUCACCACAUUUCAUACAAAUUAGAAACGUACAUUUUGCAGUAUCAUUCUACAGGGAAGAGGUACAGCUGUCCUCUACCAGGUGCUAAAUAACUAAUGUGGUCUUUUUAGUUGAAGACUUGCACAUUUACAUCAAUGCAAAUACACAGACAAAUCAGACAUUUCUCCACCACUGGUCUGCUUAACAUGUACAUUUAUUUUUCUUUUUUGUUUCUUUAUGACCCCUAACUUUAUCGCAGACUCCCAACUAUGGAAAAUGAACACCAGCUAAGUGCUUGUACAUUUUGGCUGUGGAUGAUAAGACACAGCCACAGAGUCUUUUGUAUUUUAGAAAAGGCUGGUGGAAAACGGUGAAAGUAGCUGUUGAAUUUUUUUCACCAGAUUUUAGCAAUGAGCUUCCUCCCCUGCAGAUAGUCCAAAUACUUCUACUCAGAGAGGAUCCUCGGCCUCCCUCCCCCCCAUGUGAUGUGGACUCGGAGGCCGGCAGUUAAGACGACCUGUAAGACAGGUUGUUCUUUUUAACACGUCGAUGAAUUGGUCUAACCAUAGAGUUUGGUGUUGUUUCCGUUUUGUUUUGUUUUUUUUUCUCCACUCAUGCAUGGCCAUCUCAACAAAGUAGUCUCCAGAUUAAUUUCGUACAUGCAGAGGAAAGUCAGCCCCCCCGCGUACACCGUUACUGCCUCAUUUUGGUGUUUUGUUAGCAUGGAAAAGCCAGGUGCAGCUGAUGCUUUGGGUGAAAAAGCACCAAACACCUGCUUGAAUUCUUAUACUGUAUACGCUACCGUGCGGUCGCGGUGCUUUAGCGGAUUGAAUCGGUUCUGACGAGCGAAUAUUAGCAGUUUUGAGACUUAAGUGAAAAAGAUUUUGCGGCCGCCGGGCUUUGAGAUCUGUGAUCCGGUCGACCACACUUUCUCAGUCUUUUUAUUGUCGGAGCAUAUCUAGAUUAGAGGUAAAAAAAAAAUAAUAAUAAAUAAAUAAAUAAAUAACCUUUAAACCCAAAAUGAGAUUUUGAGAGUAGCCUGACUCUAGGACGUGCGCUUUUGUAAAUAAUCUCACCUUCUGUUUGUUUGACAGCUCAGCAUCUUUAUCUGCAGGAUUUUUUUUUUUUUUUUUCGGAGCUUUUCCUCUGUUGAAUGUUUAAGCUUUGCUGCUACAGCAUCAUGUUUUAAAGCCGGGGAUGGGAAUAAUCACGCAAUCAGUCGAGUGCUGAGUGAUGCACUUGUUAAAAAAAAAUCAUAAACAUACACAACUGUCUGAGCAAAUGCCAAUCUUUGUUGACGAUUCAUCAUAAAAGUCAACAUAUGCAACUUGUAUAUUCAUAUUGUGGUAACGUGGUUAAACAGUUGUCAUGCAAUAUGCACAUUAUGUUUCCGGCAUUUGUAAAUUUUAGCUUAGUCUGUUACAUCAGUUAAUAAUAACUGGCAGUGAAAUUAUCUAGAAUUUCCAUCCCUCCAUAUAACAGCAAUGCAUUUAAGUUUUGCUACGCCAUGUUUGUAUUUCUUUACAUUUUGCUAUGAGCUUAGAGGAUGAUAAACAGAUACAGUAAACAAAAAAAAAGCUAUAUAGAUAGUUCAGGUUUUGUAUGCGAAGCCACUUAAAGCUUUGCUGAUCAGACGGCCUGUUUUAGCAAGAGCUGGUGAUCGGGUGUUACAGUUUGGUUUGUUUUUUUUUUUUUUGUUAAAGAGUAUGUGUGGCCACGUGCGUGUACUAUUACACACGUGUAUGGGAUCUGUCUGCAGCUACGCCUUUUGACUGGCAGAUACUGUAGCUUUGGCUGUGACGUGAUGUGCUGAGCGCUGUUAAAUUGAUUUGCAAAAUAACGAAAAGGACGCACAGAGGAACAGGAGCCAGGCUGGAGGGGUGAUUUAAACCGGCUUGUCGACCCGAUGCUUUAUCAACACAACCCAGCCUCCUCCCUUCCUUCACUUCGCCCCCCCCCCCCCCCCCCCCCCCCUGCUUUUUUUACUUCAAACUUAACAAACGUUUAUUCACUCACCCACGCGGGCUGAAAAACGCCUGAGCUUUGCGUCGGAAUUGACUCGUAACAUAUGAUUCUUGGACUGUUUUUUGGGGG